AUGUCUGCCCGCAGAGGCAGAGAACUCCCCCGGGAAGUGGCCAUCUCCAAGGCCAUGUCCAAUCUCCUGCGGCAUUCGGCGGAGAAGGAGAAGGUGAAGAUUAGCCCGGAGGGAUAUGUCAAUGUUGCUGAUUUGCUCGCGUGGAGAAAACUCAAAUCCCUCAAAGUCACGUUCCCCGAGAUCCUUGAUGCCGUCGCCAACUCGGACAAGAAGCGCUUUUCGCUGCUGUACGUUCCGCCUGCUGAUCAGCAGCAGCAGCAACAACAGCAGCAGGAGAAGGCCGCCCAGACGGCGAGUUCAGAGGAAAAACAGGAGAAUGCGACGGCGCACGCUCUCUCCGUCAAGGAUACCGAUCCGUCGCACUUCCUGAUCCGCGCGACGCAGGGCCACAGCAUGAAGAGCGUCGACACGACGCUGUUUCUCGAGAAGCUGACGCUGAAAGACGAUCCGCCGCUAUCGCAGCCUCUGCCAGACACGGUCGUCCACGGCACCUAUCACGGCGCGUGGCCGCUGAUCCUGGCGUCUGGGGGACUCAAGUCCAUGGGGCGCACGCAGGUGCAUUUCGCGACGGGGCCGUCGCUGGACGAGGUCCUGCCGAACGGGCGCCAGGGCCGGCCGACGCAGCAGCAGAAGCAGACGGUCAUCUCGGGGAUGCGGUCGGACGCGCAGAUCCUGAUCUACAUCGACCUGAAGAAGGCGCUCGCGGCGGGGUGUCCGUUCUACCGCAGCGAGAACGGGGUGAUUCUGAGCGAGGGUAUCGACGUGACCAGAGGAGCUGGGGGCGACGACGAGGAGUCGGCCGAGACGAAGGAGAAGGUCGUCCCGCUGGAGUUUUUUGAUGUGGUGGUCGAGCGCAAGGUCGGGUUGGGGAUCCUGUGGGAGAAUGGCCGGGUGGUACAGGAGUUGCCGGCCGAGCUGGCGGGCAAGAAGAAUCCGAAGAUGAGGGGGGAAGCGAAGGGGAAGAGAAAUAAAUAG
Molecule: messenger RNA, 975 nt
Organism: Rasamsonia emersonii CBS 393.64
Lineage: Eukaryota; Fungi; Ascomycota; Eurotiomycetes; Eurotiales; Trichocomaceae
Product: tRNA splicing 2' phosphotransferase 1
Exons: 2
Coding region: 1-975 (324 amino acids)
Biological process (GO): tRNA splicing, via endonucleolytic cleavage and ligation
Molecular function (GO): tRNA 2'-phosphotransferase activity
Source: RefSeq, a predicted model, not a curated record